AUGGCGUCCCGGAGACUAGCUUUGAAUCUUUCGCAAGGCCUGCGAAGCCGAGCAUCCCUCUCCGCCGGCCUGCGACGGGGCCUUGCCACGCCUGUUUCCUCCAACAUCGUCGGCAAGACUCAGACCACCACCCUGAAAAAUGGAUUGACCGUCGCCUCCGAAUACUCGCCUUGGGCCCAGACCUCGACCGUCGGCAUGUGGAUCGACUCCGGCUCCAGGGCCGAGACGAACGAGACCAACGGUACCGCACACUUCCUCGAGCACUUGGCCUUCAAGGGUACGGCCAACAGGACUCAGCAGCAGCUCGAGUUGGAGAUUGAGAACAUGGGCGCUCACCUCAACGCCUACACCUCGCGCGAGAACACCGUCUACUUCGCCAAGGCCGUCAACUCCGAUGUCCCCCAGUGCGUAGACAUCCUCGCCGAUAUCCUUCAGAACUCCAAGCUUGAGGAUUCCGCCAUCGAGCGCGAGCGCGAUGUCAUCCUCCGAGAGUCUGAGGAGGUCGAGAAGCAGGUUGAGGAGGUCGUCUUCGACCACCUCCACGCCACCGCCUACCAGCACCAGCCCCUUGGCCGAACCAUCCUCGGCCCCCGCGAGAACAUCCGUGACAUCACCAGGACCGAGCUCACCAACUACAUCAAGGACAACUACACUGCUGACCGCAUGGUUCUCGUCGGUGCCGGUGGUAUCCCCCACGAGGAGCUCGUCAAGCUUGCCGAGCAGUACUUCUCCAAGCUCCCCGCCAAGAGUGCCGAGAACUUCGCCUACCUCCAGUCCAAGCAGAAGGCUGACUUCAUCGGCUCUGAUGUGAGGGUGCGAGACGACACCAUGCCCACCGCCAAUAUCGCCAUCGCUGUUGAGGGUGUCAGCUGGAACGAUCCCGACUACUUCACCGCUCUCGUUACCCAGGCCAUCGUUGGCAACUACGACAAGGCUGCUGGUAACGCACCUCACUCUGGUAGCAAGCUCACUGCCUUUGUUCACCAGCACGAGCUUGCCAACAGCUUCAUGAGCUUCUCCACCAGCUACAGCGACACUGGUCUCUGGGGCAUCUACCUCGUCACCGACAAGCUCGACCGUGUCGACGACCUCGUCCACUUCUCCAUCCGCGAGUGGAUGCGCCUCUGCACCAACGUCACCGAGGCCGAGGUUGAGCGCGCCAAGGCCCAGCUCAAGGCCUCCAUCCUCCUCUCCCUCGACGGCACCACCGCCAUGGCCGAGGACAUUGGUCGCCAGAUCAUCACCACCGGCCGCCGCAUGACCCCCGCCGAGGUCGAGCGCAGGAUUGACGCCGUCUCCGACAAGAGCGUCAUGGACUUCGCCAGCCGAAAGCUUUGGGACCAGGACAUCGCCGUCUCCGCCGUCGGCAGCAUCGAGGGCCUCUUCGACUACCAACGACUCAGGAACACCAUGAAGCCCAAGUUCUAA
Scedosporium apiospermum is the source of this 1428-nucleotide messenger RNA. Its product is annotated as Mitochondrial-processing peptidase subunit beta. The transcript is spliced from 5 exons. The record is from RefSeq and is a predicted model, not a curated record. Gene Ontology annotation, cellular component: mitochondrion. NCBI's taxonomy places the organism in Eukaryota, Fungi, Ascomycota, Sordariomycetes, Microascales, Microascaceae. Gene Ontology annotation, molecular function: metalloendopeptidase activity; metal ion binding. Bases 1 to 1428 code for a protein of 475 amino acids.